Messenger RNA from Epinephelus fuscoguttatus (brown-marbled grouper), 3863 nucleotides. RefSeq names its product phosphatidylinositol glycan anchor biosynthesis, class A (gene piga). The record is from RefSeq and is a predicted model, not a curated record. Gene Ontology annotation, biological process: GPI anchor biosynthetic process. Lineage: Eukaryota; Metazoa; Chordata; Actinopteri; Perciformes; Serranidae. Gene Ontology annotation, molecular function: phosphatidylinositol N-acetylglucosaminyltransferase activity. The transcript is spliced from 7 exons. Bases 165 to 1628 code for a protein of 487 amino acids. Gene Ontology annotation, cellular component: glycosylphosphatidylinositol-N-acetylglucosaminyltransferase (GPI-GnT) complex.
GACGCACCAGGAAGUGAAACGGGCGGCUAAUUGGCUAGCUCCGGGCUAGCGAGUAGAGAUGAAUCUACAUCUGAAAAAGAGUUUUGUGUGUUUUCACAGUCUGGAACAGGAUUGACAUUUUGUCCACGCACUCGUGAGGUGCACAGCCACACAAGGCAUCUACAAUGGGCCAACGAAGGAGAGCGGCAGCUUCAUCUCAGAGAGCCUCUGGAGCUCCUGCAGAGGUCACUGGGAUCCCCAGCAGGAAGCACAAUAUCUGCAUGGUGUCUGACUUCUUCUAUCCGAACAUGGGAGGAGUAGAAAGUCACAUUUACCAGCUAUCCCAGUGUUUGAUUGAAAAGGGACACAAGGUGGUAAUUGUCACCCAUGCCUAUGGCAGGAGGAAAGGUGUCAGGUACCUGACCAACGGACUGAAGGUCUACUACCUCCCCCUGCAGGUGAUGUACAACCAGUCCACAGCCACCACCUGUUUCCACAGUCUCCCACUGAUGCGCUGUGUGUUUGUAAGGGAACGCAUCACUGUGGUGCACGCACACAGCUCGUUUUCCGCCAUGGCCCAUGAUGCACUGUUUCACGCCAAGACCAUGGGUCUUAAUACGGUGUUCACUGACCACUCACUCUUCGGCUUCGCUGAUGUGAGCUCUGUGCUGACCAACAAACUUCUGACUGUGUCGCUGUGUGACACCAACCACACUGUGUGCGUGUCGUACACCAGUAAGGAGAACACAGUGCUCCGUGCAGCACUCAACCCAGAGAUAGUGUCUGUUAUUCCCAACGCUGUCGACCCUACAGACUUCACCCCUGAUCCCUCCCAACGCCAAGAUGGCAGGAUCACUAUAGUUGUGGUCAGCCGUCUCGUCUAUCGCAAGGGAAUCGAUCUUCUCGGUGGAAUAAUCCCAGAGCUCUGCCUCAAACAUCCAGAUCUGCACUUCCUAAUCGGUGGAGAGGGACCAAAGAGGCUUGUGCUGGAGGAAGUGAGAGAGAAAUACCAACUACAUGACAGGGUGCGUCUGCUGGGGGCUUUGGAGCAUAAAGAUGUUCGUGGAGUUCUGGUGCAGGGUCAUAUCUUCCUCAACACGUCUCUGACCGAAGCAUUCUGCAUGGCCAUUGUAGAAGGAGCCAGCUGUGGGCUGCAGGUGGUUAGCACUCGUGUGGGGGGCAUUCCUGAGGUGUUACCUGAGGACUUGAUUACCUUGUGUGAGCCAACUGUGCGGGCAUUGUGUGCUGGUCUGGAGACGGUCAUCGCCCGGCAGCGUUCAGGAUCCGUCCCCUCACCUGCCUCUAUCCACACGCGUGUGCAAAACCUCUACACCUGGAAAAAUGUUGCAGAGAGGACUGAAAAGGUGUACGACCAAGUGGCCCGAGAGGAGGUGCUUCCCCUGGACAGACGGUUGCGGAGGCUCAGGGCUCACUGCGGCCCUGUGGCUGGCUCCAUCUUUGCAUUUGUGGCUGUUUUAGACUACCUCUUCCUGCUGCUCCUGCAGUGGUUGGUGCCAGAUCGGGUCAUGGACAUCGCCGUGGACGCCACCGGCCCUCAGGGACUGUGGAGGCAGGGACCAAGCAGUGAUGUCGGAGCUCAUUCUAAAGGUGGCGUGAAGCGACCCACAGAACCAGACAUGUCAACGUAGCGAUCACUCCAUACUUCUCCAUCACCUCCAGGUGCUUACGUUAUGUUUUAUGUCCACUUGUGGCGCCGACCAUAGAUCGUAUAACAAAAUCUAUGACAUGAGAGCUCCCUAAAAAUCAAAACAUCUCAAUGGCCAAACUAAAAACUCAAAGCACACGUUAAACACAUUUUUGCCAAAGAUGGUUUCUGUCAUUGGAGGUCGUUCUUGUCACGCUGCUGUUUGUUCAAAUGUUUGUUUUUUUGAUAACUUUGUUUUUAAUCAGUUAUUUAAAGCUUGAUUGACAGCUGUGUGUGCCAAUCCGUGUGCUCAUGAAUAAUGGCGCUGCUUGCAAUUGAUGGUAAGGGUGUAUGUGUGGGAACUUGAUACCACAGUGAUCACCAUCAAAGAGCUUAUUGUAAACUUUUUAUCAUUACUGCGCAGACUCCCUCUUUUAAUGAUGUCACCCGUGUGAGAUGGUGGCAGUUGUGCCUGGGAUAUUUUGGCUCAAUUUUUGUACAGUGAGAGAUCCAUCAUCCAUCUUUAUACGCAGCCUAUAGCUCCAUUCACACAGAGAUCACACUAUAGAGCUGCUCUGAAGUCCCUUCGUUAUUCCCGCUUUGCAUUUUCACACAGAACCAAACGACGGCAGCAUCAGGCCACUCCAGUGUGUGAUUAUACACUGCAUCAUGGCUUUGUGGAAUCAAAAGAAGCAUGAUGGGCUUGACAUGUAACACAUCAGUGUUGGCUUCCAGUGUGACAUAUAAAAUACAUGUCAGCAGCCUUUAUGAACAAUAACAAUAGCAUUAACAUGUCAAUAAUAAUUAUUUACCAUCUCUGUUAUAUAGCAGCUGAUCUGGUCCUCCGCUCGGAGGGAAAGGAGCUCCUGGACCUCAUUGUUUUCCCAGUUCGCAGACAUUUAUGGUCACUGUUCUUCUUGGACUUAGCCGCUGAUUGCUAACAACUACGUUUUAAAUCUCCUGUGGUAAACACUCAUAACACAUCGUAAAAAUGUGUGCCGCCCAUGAUCCUGUCCCCCAGACUCUCCUGCACAGCAAGGUGGCAUAACAGCACGAUAUUCCCAGGGGCUAUAGAGAGCCCAGAGUCACUGUUUUCCCAGUGAACUGCCAUGAAACCUUAUUUUGGAAAAAAAUAUGUAUGGAUGUCAGUGGGGAGAGAAAAAUGUGCCAUGAGUACACAUUUGUUUGUCAAUUUAAAAGAUAAUUUUGUAAGUCAAGAAAGACCCAGUUUGUAGUACAAUUGCUGAAGUAUAAAUAUGUAAUUAAAACAACUACACAAGUUAAAAAAAAAAAAAAAGACAAACAUCAUAUGUGUAAUUCAUGGCACAACUUAAACAGGAUCAAGAAACUAUUUGUCUCUCGCUGUUCAAUACUUAACACCAGUAGGGAAGGGAUAUCGCCUUUGUAUUCUUGCCAACUGACAUUUGAAACAUGGCUACUGAGUAGGACUGCAGCUAAUUAUGAUUUUCACUGUUGAUUAUUCUAUUAAUUAUUUUUUUGUUUGGUCUGUAAAAUGUCAGAAAAUGGCAACAAAGGCCAAUCAGUGUUUCACAAAGCCAAAGAUGACACCCUAAAAUGUCUCUGGAGAGAAGACACAAGAAAAUAUUCAUAUUUAAGAUGCUGGAAUCAGAGGUUUGACCUUUUUUUUAAUUACUUGAUUAAUCAAUUAUCAAAUUAGUUGGCGAUUAUUUUUAAUAGUUGAAAACUAAUCAGUGAAUUGUUGCAACUCUACCACUGAAUGUGCUCAUACUAACCAUUGUUUACAUCAACCUAUCAAAAGGGACCUUGUGUGAAAGCAUUUUAUUGAAGACUUGGAAACAGAUUUUUUUUAAUAUAUUUAAUGAUAAAAAUGGAAACCUGUGGCACUCCUCGGAGCUUUAACAAGCACUUUUUUUUUACGUAGCAUAGAUUGCACUGAACAGAGGAGGUAAAAGGGCUAAUUAGGUUUAAACUUCUCAGAAAAUAAAGCAGCAGUAAUCAGUUUCCAGUUAGAUGCAUACUUCAUUUAUAGCAGUGGUUUUGUCGGUUAAUUUCACUGUUUGUGCAAAGCUGUGUGUAUAUCAGUGCAAAUUCCAUUAUUUGUCUGAUUCUGAUAUCAUGAAUCACUCCUUUGUUUAAUAAUUUGAAAUGUUACAUAUUUAUAUAACACCUGGGAGGUUUUUUUUUGUUUUUUUUUUCAGAUGAUCAUGUAACUCCCAAACUGUCCACACCAUAAAAUAAAGCGUACUUUCUAAUAAUU